Molecule: messenger RNA, 4193 nt
Organism: Strigops habroptila (Kakapo)
Lineage: Eukaryota; Metazoa; Chordata; Aves; Psittaciformes; Psittacidae
Gene: KCTD10
Product: potassium channel tetramerization domain containing 10
Exons: 7
Coding region: 101-1045 (314 amino acids)
Biological process (GO): protein ubiquitination; negative regulation of Rho protein signal transduction; proteasome-mediated ubiquitin-dependent protein catabolic process
Cellular component (GO): Cul3-RING ubiquitin ligase complex
Molecular function (GO): ubiquitin-protein transferase activity; protein binding
Source: RefSeq, a predicted model, not a curated record
GGCGCACCCGGGGCGGGCGUGGAAGUGGCGUGAGGGGCGGAAGUUCCCCCCGCCCCGGCGCUCCCGCUCGCUCGGUCCGUGGGGCAGCGCUGCGCCGUUCAUGGAAGAGAUGUCGGGAGAAAGUGUGGUGAGCUCAGCGGUGCCAGCAGCGGCCACUCGCACCACCUCCUUCAAAGGGACGAGCCCCAGCUCCAAGUAUGUGAAGCUGAACAUUGGUGGUGCCCUCUACUACACCACCAUGCAGACCCUGACCAAGCAGGACACCAUGCUCAAGGCCAUGUUCAGCGGCCGGAUGGAAGUCCUCACCGACAGCGAAGGCUGGAUCCUCAUCGACCGCUGUGGCAAACACUUUGGGACAAUCCUGAACUACCUGCGGGACGGGGCUGUGCCGCUGCCGGAGAGCCGCAGGGAGAUCGAGGAGCUCUUGGCUGAAGCAAAGUACUACCUGGUCCAGGGGCUGGUGGACGAGUGCCAGGCAGCCCUGCAGCAGAACAAAGAUGCGUAUGAACCGUUCUGCAAGGUGCCAGUCAUCACGUCCUCCAAAGAGGAGCAAAAACUUAUAGCCACUUCCAACAAGCCAGCAGUGAAGCUGCUGUAUAACAGAAGCAACAACAAAUAUUCCUACACCAGCAACUCCGAUGACAACAUGCUGAAGAACAUCGAGCUGUUUGACAAGCUGUCCUUGAGGUUUAAUGGGAGAGUGCUCUUCAUAAAGGAUGUGAUCGGAGACGAGAUCUGCUGCUGGUCUUUCUACGGGCAGGGGCGGAAGAUCGCCGAAGUCUGCUGCACUUCCAUCGUCUAUGCCACUGAGAAGAAACAGACAAAGGUGGAGUUCCCGGAAGCCCGCAUCUACGAGGAGACACUGAACAUUCUGCUCUACGAGUCGCAGGACGGGCGGGGACCCGACAACGCGCUGCUGGAGGCCACCGGCGGCGCCGCGGGUCGCUCCCAUCACCUGGAGGAGGACGAGGAGCGGGAGCGCAUCGAGCGCGUGCGCAGGAUCCACAUCAAGCGCCCGGACGACAGGGCCCACCUGCACCAGUGACUGCUGCGGCGCUGCCCCGGGGCGCUGCCCCGCUCUGCUCCAGCGCCUGCGGCACAGGAGCAGCGCUGCCACUCGCCUUCAACAGAGGCUGUAAAUUACGUUGUGUAACAAACUAGGUUAUUUGGGGUAUUUAAAUGCAGUAGUUGUAGGACAAGGAUCAAGGAGGUUACUGGGCAGCCGAUAGAUACUGUAAGGACCUGGUGAGCAGCUGGAGAAAUGCCCGGAAUUGUUAGCACUCUUGUCUUUGCUGUAGGGAGGAAGGGGGCUGGCUUCCUUUGGCUUAUAGUAACUAUCCUGCACUUUAAAACAAACAUACAGUCAGUCAGCCACACACCUCCCCUCCGGCACUCACUGACCCUGUCUCCUCCCAGGCAGAGAAAUGGGGUGAUCUGAACACACCUGAGCUGCUGCAGAGCUCCCUUCUCCCUUCAGGCAGUAGGGUUGGUGGCUCAGGAGUGCCUCGGGGUGACUCCCAGGAGGACACAGGACACGUGCUGACUUGAUUCCUGUAGUGCUGGGGGAGCUGCUGCUCAAAGGGUUCAGCAGAGCUGCUACAGCUCUGAGCUCUGGAGACCCUCCUCUUCUUUAUCUGAAUGGUUCAAGGGUGGAAGAUGUUAAAAUUCCUCCAAAAGGAGGAUUGGGAGCAAAUUGCAUGGGAUUGCUUUUCCUUAGGGUGGUGUUGCUGCCCGUUAGCGCUUAGAACUUCUGCCUGACCCCGGCUCUCAGCUGGGGUUGGUUUCCAUCAGCUCACACCUCAGUGGGCUGAGCUUCCCUUACUGCAGCUGAGGCAGGAGCUGGGCUCAGACUCCCUGCGCCAGCCCAGCAGCUGUAGCUCAGUUCUGUAACUGAUACAGGAGCAUUGUCUUGCUCUGAGUAAGGACAACACAAGUACCAUGGGGACGAGGAGCAGAGAAGGGCCCAGAGGCAGUUAGUCCUUGUUUGACUUUAUCCUGAGCACGUUCCAGGUCUCUUCAGAAGUGGCAGCUGUGUGUGGAAGGGCAGAGCUGAAGCGCUGCAUGCAGGAGGCCGCUGGGGUCUGGCUGCUUCUAAGAGUACUUUUCUAGCAUGAAUGAAUAUUUUAUCUACCUCCUCAUCUCUUGUUGCCUAUCGUGGACUCAAGUAACAAUUACAGGGGAGGAUGGUGUGUUACUCAAUAGGACUGGAUGCUGGAGGCUAAUGACCAGAGCCACAGCUCUGAUGCUUAAUGAGAGGGAGGGAAACGCAUGUAGGAAGUCUUAAACUUCAGGCUGGUACCUUGGCAGACACCAGAGGACUUUGGCCUAUUCUAGAGGGUUUUUGGCCCUUCAUCUGUAGUAUCUCACACUGGCCUUAAUGGCCAGACAUCUCAUAUGGAGCAGCAGCUCCAUGUCCCUGUUCCUUUGUUAUCUUCCUGCUGCAAGGAUUCCAACUCCUGGCUCAGGGCUGUUAAUGUUAAAACCAAAGGUGUUGCCAGCAUCACCAGCUACGUUACUCCAACACUUGUUUCAAAGAGCAGUUCCACCCCAAACUCGGUAGAGCUUGUCUGUAGUGGCUAAAAUAAAGUAUUAAGUGUUUGCUUAGUGGUACAAUUUUGAAUCAAGUUAAGCUACAAUGAUUUCAAAGUUAGGCUGAGGUCAUCCUGCUGGUAACCAAAGACUUUUCUAAGCUACAGGCAGCUGCUGUGGCAGAUGGGGUUGUUGUACCUGUCUCCUCUCCUCUUUCUUCUUCAGCUACUGCUUCCUAAGAGCUCAGCAGCUUCAGCUCUGUCCUGACAGUUACAGGCUUCUCUUGCAAGCUGUACUUACCUGUGUUUGCAACACACUGUGGGGUUGCAGAGGUCCAUAGUGCAGAGUGUUGUGAAGGACGCAGUGCCUCUCCCUUCUUACCUUCCUGAUGUGACAAGCUGGGGUGUGUGGAAGGGAAGUCCCCUGAAUUGCUCUGCUGCUGCAGCUGUGUACUUUGACACUCACCGGCUGUUUGUGGGGUUGAGGGUCUGGAACAGACCCACUGCCCUGGAAGGGUCCAGGCCCUGCCCUGGCUAAAGCUGUUCAGUCUGGCUGCUGUGCCCCAGCCCUCCCCUGCAGCAAACCCUGCUCCCUUUGCUAACCCCCGAGAGCUGGCUCUCCCGUGGGCCAGGCCAGGCUCCUCCUCAGCUGUGCUGAGCCGCUGCCUCCCACCACAGCCACUCCAGCACCCCCCCGGCGCUGCUCAGACAAACCCCGUCACGUCCCGCAGCGCAGGAGCGGGUUCAGCUGCAGGAGGUGACGUGUGGUGACACUAGUGCUAAGCACCCGACGGGUCACAGCUCUGUGAUUAACGUCUCUGUAAAUAGGUUCUUAACUGGCUUCAGGAUUUCCUCUUUCAGGUUUUGCUAACUAAGUUCUUAGAAACCAGGGGAUGGUUCUUUUUACUCUUUGUACAGCAGUUUAUAGAGCUGUGGGUUCAGUCGCUCCAGGAGAGUUGGAGUAGUUUCACUUUUGUUACUGCAUUUAUGGGCAGACUCUGCUUUAACCCUCCCCAUGCUGGAGCUGUGUAGCAAAGAUGUCCUGGUGUCACCUUAGAACAUCCUGUACCUGCUGCCCACUUGUCCUCGGGCUGUGGAGAGAGGCUUUGUUAAUGCCAUUGCACAAAUGCUCUCAGCUCUUGAGCCUUUUUACUGUAAAUGGUUUUGCUCCACAGCUCCCAGGUGAAGGUGGGAGCAGGUUCUGGCCACGAGCAGCUCUGGCUUAGCUGGUUCUGCCACCCGUGGACAGGGAGCACAGAGCUGGCUGCUUUGGUUCUCCAGCCCCACGCACCAGACACCAAGAGUGACAGUACAGCAGCACAGAGUGACUCAAAUCUGACUUGUGGAAGUGAUUUUGUCCAGCAGCAGCUUUAACCCUGGGGGGGGUUAGAUCUCCCAUCGGGGUGUUUACUCCCACCUGUAUCCAUGUAGUUGUAGCACCAGUCUUACCUUAGAGCAAAGGGCAGGUAGAUCCUUUCAGUCUAAAUGGAGUUGUUCCGUCUCACAGGCAACAGCAGCAAAUUCCUCUGUUCUGUACAAUCAUUCCCUCCUACUUUAUACUUAUGCACAGGAAAAGCUUCAGCUGCAGCUCAGUGUAUGGUUGAUGUUUGCAAUAUGUACUUUUUUUUAAUGUAACACAAUAAAUUAGAAGAUAUUUCAUAUUUA